Molecule: messenger RNA, 2537 nt
Organism: Alligator mississippiensis (American alligator)
Lineage: Eukaryota; Metazoa; Chordata; Crocodylia; Alligatoridae
Product: transcription factor CP2-like protein 1
Exons: 15
Coding region: 44-1489 (481 amino acids)
Biological process (GO): regulation of transcription by RNA polymerase II
Cellular component (GO): nucleus
Molecular function (GO): DNA-binding transcription activator activity, RNA polymerase II-specific; RNA polymerase II cis-regulatory region sequence-specific DNA binding
Source: RefSeq, a predicted model, not a curated record
CUGCUCUCCGCUUGAUCCCAGGAUCCACCCAUUCAGCCCGACCAUGCUUUUCUGGCACAGCCAGCCCGAGCACUACUGGCCAGGUCCAGGGGAGAUGUACCCGUGCUCUGGCAACAACCUGCUCAGGGAGCCCCUGGCACUGCCCUUUCUGAAGCAGGAGGAGCAGAACAACAUCUCCACUUCAGCAGAGCUGCACUGCCCUGCUUUCCAGUAUGUGCUCUGCGCCGCCACCUCACCUGCCAUCAAGCAACAUGAGGAGACCCUCACCUACCUGAACCAAGGCCAGCCCUACGAGAUCCGGCUGCUGUGCAACCCCAAGCUGGGAGACUUCUCUGAGUGCCGCAAGCUGCUGAAGAGCGUGGUGCGUGUGGUGUUCCACGACCGGCGUCUGCAGUACACAGAGCACCAGCAGCUGGAGGGCUGGAGGUGGAACCGCCCAGGUGACCGCAUCUUGGAUAUUGAUAUCCCACUCUCUGUUGGCAUGUUGGAGCCACACAUCCACCCUACGCUGCUCAACACGGUGGAGUUCCUGUGGGACCCCACCAAGCGGACAUCUGUCUUCGUCCAGGUUCACUGCAUCAGUACUGAGUUCACACUACGCAAGAAUGGGGGCGAGAAGGGCGUCCCCUUCCGCAUCCAGGUGGAUACAUUCAAGGCCAAUGACAAGGGCGAGCACAUGGAGCACUUGCACUCGGCCAGCUGCCUUGUCAAGGUUUUCAAGCCCAAGGGAGCGGACAGGAAGCAGAAAACUGAUCGGGAGAAAAUCGAGAAGCAGGGCCUGCAGGAGCGAGAGAAAUACCAGCCAUCCUACGAGAGCACUGUACUGACAGAGUGUGCCCCAUGGCCAGAAGCUUCCAGCAGUCCCCACAGCCCUCCGACUACUCCCAGCCUGCCCUCUCCUCACACCUUCAAGCUGCUGACUCCUGAAAGGGCAUGCUCCUCCCCCAGCUGUGCCUUGGACAGUCAUGCAGAGAGCACAGCAGAGGCUCUCAGCCCCUGCGCCUCCAUCCUGGAAACCCAGCAGUGGCUGCACAGAAACCGAUUUUCGGGCUACUGCCGGAUGUUGGCUAAUUUCACAGGAGCAGACCUCCUGAAGCUCUCCCGCAGUGACCUCAUCCAGAUAUGUGGAGCGGCCGACGGCAUCCGGCUCUCCAACACCCUGAAAGCCAGGUGCGUGCGCCCUCGGUUAACCCUGUACAUCUCCAGAGAGCCCCAGACCAGUGGAGGGGAGAGCCCUGAGGAGUCACAUUCAGCUGUUUACCAGGAGGUGUACCUGGAGGAGCUCACAGCGAUGGAACUGACCAAUAAACUGGCAGAGCUGCUUAGCCUCCCAGCCAAUCAGAUCCGGCAGGUAUCCAAGCAGGGGCCUACAGGCAUUCUCAUCCUCAUCAAUGACCUGAUGAUCAGAAACCUGCCAGAUGAAUCCUGCUUCAUAGCAGCUGUCACCAAAGUGCAGGCCCCAGAAGGCUACCACUUAAUACUGAGAUAAGCUUAGUCACCUGGGAUGUGACAGGCUGGAGAAGUGCACUGAUAGCAGCAGGUGCCAAAUCACUGUCUGGGAUGAAGAGACUACCGCGAGGUUCUCCUACCACACCAUCUAUCUCCUCCUAGUGCGGGAAGGAAGCUAGGCCAAGGCAGCUGCAGUUCAAAGCUGUGUUUACGAAGCACCCCGACCCCAUGUUUAAAAACAGACGCUGUUCUCUGCUUUCCAUGCCUUUAGUUGAUAGUGUGGAUGGAUGUUUUUAUACUGGUAUUCAAUACUGCACCUUCAGCCAAAGGCCUCCCAUGAAGAGACUGGUGAUAGGGACUAGCUCACCUCCCUGGAUAAAGGUUCAAAUUCAUCCCCUGGCAAUAAGAACUAAUUAAUCACUGGUAGCCUGUGUGCACUGAGUCUGUUGGGAGUCCAUUGCUUUCCCAAUACGUGUGUCAACAUUGCCGAUUAUAGCAGCCAGUUAGUCUGAAGAGACUGAGAUUUUAAACUCCUUGGGGUGGCAAUAGUAUCUCCGUUUGUACAGCACCUAGCACCAUGGGGGUCAUCCUGAAUGAUGAGGGCACAAAUAAGAGCAGGAGGAUUGAAUGGGCCACAGACUGGACUAGGAGAAGCAUGGGGAUAGUUAUGGGCAAGCUUGGACUGCUGCCAACAGUGCUAUACUUGGUCUUUGAGCAGAGGGAUUCUGGGUAGGAUUUCCCAAGCAGCUAAUCAGAGUUAGGCACUCAGCUCCCAAAGAACUGGGUGCCUAAAUCCUUUUGGAUCCUGUGAUAAACUGCAAUCUGCAAUGCAACUUGUCAUUUAAAAUAUUCCCCUCAAUGCCACUCCCUUCUUCCCUCCCCCUUCCCCCCUGCCAAAAAUAAAUAAAUAAAUAAAUAAAUAAAUAACCCUAUUAACCUUAGUCCAAGGUCACUGGGCUUUCUCAAAUGCUGUAUGGUCUGUUAGUAUUAUCAGUGAAAACUAAGUGUAUUCUUUUUUUCAGGAUUCUAUUUAUAUGUGGAUGUUGUAUUGUCUAAUCCUUUUUCUAUUAAAAAAAAUCAGAGCUGAA